AUGGUGCUCUGGCUACUUGCCAUGCACAAACUGAGUGUUGGGGGUCCGGUUUGUUCUUACCAUAACGAUUAUGCCCGUGGUCGAAGAACAAAAAUCCAACCAAAUCCAAAUUACAAAACAGACCCUCAGCACUCAGCACCGCAAGAUAACAACCGCCCUCUACCAAUGACUUCUCGACCCGUCUCCGGACGUGCCUCUGUCGAUGUGAAUUCUCAGAGCUGUGAUUGUGAGGUGGGAAGACUCCAAGGUGUUGGUCUUAAAGUCAGUAUGCCCCAGUCUUCCGAGCUUCUCGUCUCCAUUUUGGGAAGAUGGACCACGAUCAAGAUUGAACUGUGUACUGCUGUUUCAGCGAUCCUAGAAAGAUUACAGCUGGCGCCGUCUUCGAAGACCCCGCGGUCCAAAUUCCCCGAACUGUAA
Botrytis porri is the source of this 417-nucleotide messenger RNA. RefSeq lists its product as uncharacterized. The record is from RefSeq and is a predicted model, not a curated record. The transcript is spliced from 3 exons. NCBI's taxonomy places the organism in Eukaryota, Fungi, Ascomycota, Leotiomycetes, Helotiales, Sclerotiniaceae. Bases 1 to 417 code for a protein of 138 amino acids.